GUAAAGGAGAGGAAGACCGAGAGGAGCAGAGGGGAGAGGAAGAGGGGGAGUGGAUCUGACUGAGGAACAGCCACUAUCUCUCUCCUCCAGUCUUUCUGGUCUCGCUUCUGUCUCUCCCCUCCAUCUCCCUCUCUGUCUCCUCACAUCCUCCCGCUAUGAUGCUGAGGAGAGACCGUCUGCUCCUGUCUGUGACCCUCACAGCCAUCUUCACUGCUGACCUCUACUUCGUCCUGCUCCCCAAGCUCCGCCACAGACAACCAGGACCAGGUGAUGGAGGCUGCAUUUGUCCCUCCUCCAGGGGGACUAACUUCACCAUUGCUGGGUACAGCGGCCUCACCACCCCCUGGCCCUCCAACACCACCUCAAUGGACCUCCAGGGGAUGGAGGUCAGAGCUACGGACAACCCUACAGAUUGGGGCUCGAAGCUGGGGAGGCUGUUUGCUCACCCCCUGUAUAACAUCCAGACACCGGAGCUGGUGCUAGAAGAGAGGCUGUUACAGUCUGAAGAGGUAAUGGGGUAUUACAGGAGGAAGGUUUCGCGCUGGGAGAGGCAUAUGAAGCUGUACAGCGAGGCAGCAACGUUGCUGGAACACCAAGCGACCUUUGACCCUGAGGCCAGCUGGCUGAAGUUCCACCUGGGUAUUAAUCGCUACGCUCUGUAUGCCCGCGAGGACCCCACAAUCACCCGCCUGCUGAAGGACAUGCAGUCCACCACCGUCAUCAGCGCAGAUUACACUCAAGACGAAAAGGCCCUCAAAGGAGCGUGUGACUGUACCCGGGUGGUGAAGCCCAGUGGAUACCACCUCAAGCUGGCCCUGAAGAUGCAGAACUUUGGCAAGGCCAUGUUCAAACCCAUGAGACAGCAGAGAGACCAGGAGACUCCUGAUGAUUUGUUCUACUUUGUUGACUUCCAGAGACACAAUGCUGAGAUUGCUGCCUUUCACCUGGACAGAAUCCUGGACUUCCGGAGGGUACCACCAGUGGUUGGCAGGCUGGUGAAUUUGACAGGGGAGAUUCUCCUGACCACUCACAAUGAGGACCUAAGGAGUGUGUUCUUUACCUCACCAGCGAACAACACGUGUUUCUUUGCUAAGUGUCUGUACGUGUGUAAGACGGAGUAUGCAGUGUGUGGGAGCCCUGACCUGCUGGAGGGCUCCAUGUCAGCCUACCUCCCCGGUCUCAGCAUCGCCCCUCGCAUCUCCAUCCCCAACCCGUGGAUACGAUCAUACACCUUCACCGGCAGGGAGGAGUGGGAGGUGAACCCCUUAUACUGUGACACCAUAAAGCAGCUGUAUCCCUACAACUCAGGGAACCGACUGCUCAACAUCAUAGACAUGGCCAUCUUUGACUUCCUUAUUGGUAACAUGGACAGGCACCAUUAUGAGAUCUUCACCAAGUUUGGAGAUGAAGGUUUUCUUCUUCACUUUGACAACGCCAGAGGGUUUGGGAAGCAUUCUCAAGAUGAGAUGUCCAUACUGGCUCCACUGUCACAGUGCUGCAUUAUAAAGCGUUCCACGUUACUGCGGCUGCAGCUCCUCUCCCAGGACCGCUACAGGCUCAGUGACGUGAUGAGGGAGUCCCUGGGAGGAGACGCACUGCAGCCGGUCCUUACUGAGCCCCACCUGCAGGCCCUGGACCGCCGGCUGCAGCGUGUUCUGAAGACAGUCCACAGGUGUGUCCGCAGGCUGGGAGAGGCUCAGGUGAUCACCACAGACUUUGUUGAUACCUCCGCCAUGCCUGAGUCUGUCAAACCAGUGUCUGCGCCCAACAAGGAGAGGUAACUAAGGUUAACAAGGAAUUCAAAAGAAGUGCACUAUAAUAAGGGAAUAGGGUGACAUUUUGGACGUAUCCCCAAGUCCUACAAGGUAACUUUAUACCAAGGGCAGCCUGAGGACCAUGAUGGCAGGUGACCUCGUCCUGUAAAAGCAGGAACCACAAGGUCUGGUCCCUCUCACAGUGUAAUGCAUUCCGAACUAGUCUUUGAAGUCAAACCUUUGGAAUGAUACGGUCUGCUUUGACAAUAGACAGCAGCACUGCUUUCCUGCACUGUCAAAAUGUCACACAUGGCCUUGGGCUAUGAGGUCACCUGAGGUCACCUUCCACCCUCUCUGGAGAUCCCCUCUGCCUUGCAGUGCAUUGAAAUGGACCUACAGUAUCAGUGCAUCAAAGGAGCCUAGUGACUGUGGAAGAAGCACUGGAUAAUUUAAGAUGAUUUCUGCCUUUUCACGAUUUCACACCUUUCUUCAGUACUCAACAGUCAUGUGACUGUUAUUUCAAUUCUAUGUAAGGAUGAUUCCACAUCGGUUCUGUGAAGUAACCUUGUGCCAACAGAUAUUUAAUCAAAUAUACAUUUGUAAAUAAAGUUUAUGAUUUUGGGUGAUUCAUUGAACAAAAUUCUAAUACGAAGAAAUGAUGACACUUCAAUACGCAUUAUAUUUCCACUGCUUUCUGUUGUGUAACUGUUUUGAUUGAUCUGGAUUCACAUUAGACAUACAUAGUGAAAGUUAAAAGGAAAGAGAAACCGAGAGAACGUGCAUGGAUGAAAAAGAAAGUGUGUGUAUGAGGUGUUUCUUCCUACAGGAAAGUGUUACCUAUUAAACCUUCAUAUAAACGGCC
Salmo salar (Atlantic salmon) is the source of this 2616-nucleotide messenger RNA. RefSeq names its product FAM20A golgi associated secretory pathway pseudokinase. The record is from RefSeq and is a predicted model, not a curated record. Gene Ontology annotation, molecular function: protein serine/threonine kinase activator activity. Gene Ontology annotation, cellular component: Golgi apparatus. Gene Ontology annotation, biological process: enamel mineralization. NCBI's taxonomy places the organism in Eukaryota, Metazoa, Chordata, Actinopteri, Salmoniformes, Salmonidae.